Messenger RNA from Sipha flava (yellow sugarcane aphid), 1525 nucleotides. It is a transcript of the gene U2af50, whose product is annotated as splicing factor U2AF 50 kDa subunit. Gene Ontology annotation, biological process: mRNA processing. The record is from RefSeq and is a predicted model, not a curated record. Gene Ontology annotation, cellular component: U2-type prespliceosome; nuclear speck; U2AF complex. The transcript has 11 exons. Gene Ontology annotation, molecular function: pre-mRNA 3'-splice site binding; poly-pyrimidine tract binding. The coding region runs from base 149 to 1489 and encodes 446 amino acids. NCBI's taxonomy places the organism in Eukaryota, Metazoa, Arthropoda, Insecta, Hemiptera, Aphididae.
UACAAAAUGGCAUUAUGGCGUGUAUACAGUAUAAUUAUUAUUGAAUAUUCAAUAUCGCGUACGGCUUGCUGAGACUACCGUCCCGUGAAUUGUUAUUUUUAUUUAUUAAUUGUUACACUUACAAGUCAUUUAGUAUUGUAAAUAUAUAAUGGGCGAAGACAAAGAAAGAGAACGAGACAGGGACCGUGGAGAAAGAGACAGAGAGCGUGGUGAAAGAAGACGACGUUCUAGAUCUAGGGAUCGGGAACGUCAUCGUCGACAUAGAUCAAGAAGUCGUGAAGGACGCAAACGUAGUCGAUCUAAGUCACCUAAAAAUAAGUCCAGACGUAGAAAGCCAUCUCUUUAUUGGGAUGUUCCGCCACCGGGUUUUGAACAUAUUGCACCUCUUCAAUAUAAAGCCAUGCAAGCUGCUGGACAAAUACCGGCUAAUACAAUGCCAGACACCCCACAAACUGCUGUUCCUGUUGUUGGGUCCACAAUAACACGCCAAGCUAGACGAUUGUAUGUUGGAAACAUACCAUUUGGUGUAACUGAGGAUGAAAUGAUGGAGUUUUUCAAUCAACAAAUGCAUCUCUCUGGAUUGGCCCAAGCUGCUGGUAAUCCUGUACUUGCUUGUCAAAUUAAUUUAGAUAAAAAUUUUGCAUUUUUGGAGUUUAGGUCUAUAGAUGAAACUACACAAGCAAUGGCUUUUGAUGGUAUUAAUUUCAAAGGCCAAAGUUUAAAAAUAAGACGACCACAUGAUUAUCAACCAACGCCAGGAAUGACUGAGAGUAAUCCAGUGACAAACUUUAAUUCUGGAAUGACAUUAGACAUGAUGAAAUAUGAUUCUAGUUCUUUUGGCCUUGGGACAGUUCCAGAUUCACCUCAUAAAAUAUUUAUUGGAGGAUUACCAGCAUACCUUAAUGAUGAACAGGUGAAGGAAUUACUUACAUCAUUUGGUCAGCUAAAAGCAUUCAAUUUGGUUAAAGAUGCUGCUACUGGUUUAAGUAAAGGUUAUGCUUUCUGCGAAUAUGCUGAUGUUGUAAUGACUGAUCAGGCCAUUGCUGGUUUGAAUGGUAUGCAAUUAGGAGAAAAGAAAUUAAUUGUACAAAGGGCAAGUAUUGGAGCUAAAAAUCCAGGGCUUGGACAAGUACCUGUUACAAUUCAGGUUCCUGGACUUACAGUUGUUGGAACUGCAGGACCUCCAACUGAGGUUUUAUGUUUAUUAAAUAUGGUUACACCUGAUGAACUUAAAGAUGAAGAAGAAUAUGAAGAUAUUUUAGAAGAUAUUCGUGAAGAGUGUAAUAAAUAUGGUGUAGUUCGAUCAUUAGAAAUUCCACGACCAAUUGAAGGGAUUGAUGUGCCUGGUUGCGGAAAAGUAUUCAUUGAGUUUAAUACUAUUGUUGACUGUCAAAAAGCUCAACAAGCUUUAGCUGGGCGAAAGUUUAACAACAGAGUGGUAGUUACCUCAUUCAUGGAUCCAGACAAAUAUCACAGAAGAGAAUUUUAAUUGCAAUAAAAUAAUCAACCUAUGAAAUUAUUUAAA